Triticum aestivum (bread wheat) is the source of this 1390-nucleotide messenger RNA. Its product is annotated as polyubiquitin-like. Bases 86 to 1057 code for a protein of 323 amino acids. The transcript is spliced from 2 exons. Gene Ontology annotation, molecular function: protein binding. NCBI's taxonomy places the organism in Eukaryota, Viridiplantae, Streptophyta, Magnoliopsida, Poales, Poaceae. The record is from RefSeq and is a predicted model, not a curated record.
CGACAUCUUAUAUGAUCGGGUACCCUAGCUGAGUUCAAUAGAAAAGGUAAACCCUAGCUAGCUUGCACGCGCGCCGUCACGCACCAUGGCGCAAUGUCCCGCUCCUACUCCCGGCAAGAUGCAGAUCUUUGUGAAGACCUUCACUGGCAGGACCGUCACUCUUAAUGUUGAAAGUUCAGAUACUAUCGGCAAUGUGAAAGCUAAGAUUCAUCAUAAGGAGGAUUUUCAACCAUACCAACAGUGUCUCAUAUUUUCUGGCAAGCGGCUGGAGGACGGUCGCACCUUGGCCGACUAUGGCAUCCAAAAGGGGGUUACCCUUCAUUCUGAACCCCGCUUCCCCGGACAUAUUAAGAUUUCUGUGAGGAGCCUUAAUGGAAAAAUGAUGACCUCGCAGGUCCAUCCAUCAGAUACCAUCGGUGCUAUGAAGGCAAUGUUUUUGUUUGAACACCACCUUAUCUUCAAUGGGAAACAACUGGAGGAAACCCGUACUUUCGCUGAUUAUGAUAUCCAGGAUGGAUCUACUCUUGAUGAUUUCCGCCUCCAUGCAGGGAUGAAAAUCAACAUCAAUGUGUUAGACAACCCUCUCUAUGUUGAGAGCUCAGAUACUAUCGACAGUGUCAAGGCAAAGAUUAAUGAUGAGUACGGUAUCCCUCUAGCCCAACAGCGCCUCGAGUUUCACAGGAUAAGGAGGACGUCCGGAUUUCAUCCAUACUCUAUCUUACAGGGCAUCCGUACUUUGGCCGAUUAUAACAUCCAGAAUGGAGCCACUCUCGACCUUAUCGUCUGCCACCGACCCAGGCCGAUGCAGAUCUUCGUCAAGAAUUUGGGAGGAAAGACCUUGACGUUUAAUGUUCAGAGCUCAGAUACCAUCCGCAGUGUCAAGGAGAAAAUUCAGCAGGUGGACGGUAUUGACCCGGCAAGCCAACGCCUCAUCUUUUCCGGGUGGCAGUUGGAGGAUAGCUUCACACUGGCAGAAUACAAUAUCCAGCAUGAAUCCACUUUUCAUCUUUGCCUCCGCCUUUAUUCAUGUGCUAAAUGUCCAGGAACCCAUCACUAGAGAGUGUAUUACUGUCUCUGAAGCGAUUUGCUCCAAUCAUCUUUGGUCCUACUUCUAGAUAUUAGUAGGUUUAUUCAUGUAUCUAUCGUGUGAGUUUCCAGUUUUGUUGCUUGCUCCACGCUACGCAGCACAAAGCGAAUCAAUGAAGUGCACUGUUUCUUCGCAGUUCGACAAUGCGCUCUGAAGCUCAGCAGAUCACACAAAUUAUGAAAAUAGCAUAUGCUUCCCUAUCUUGUGUAUGCUGUAGAGAUUUAUAUUCCUCAGUUUGUUCCAAACUUCUCAUCCCUUAUGAUUGAUCUAGCACAAUUCUCUAAUAUUAUUUUGGAGACGACA